CAUCAACACUCUUUUGCAUUCAGAGAAAGAGAGAGAGAGAGAGAGAGAGAGAUGGAGAAGCACACUUGCAGGCUCUGUGCGCGUAGCUUCGCCAACGGCCGCGCGCUGGGUGGGCACAUGCGCUCGCACGCGCAACCCACCCGGACGGCAUCGGCAUCGUCGUCUUCAUCGCCGGAUGGCAUGCAGGACCGAGAGAGCGAAACAGGAUCGCCUCUGGGUAGCUCUAUCUCCGACGCUUCGCCGGAGGAGAACGUCGCCAUAUCUCUCAUGAUGCUUUCGCGUGACUUCUGGUCCUCCCUUCAAUCCAAAGCCAACGCUGAGGACGAGCUCGAACGCGAGCCAGAGCCGGGCCCUACCCGGCCGGCCAAGCGCAGUCGCUACCAGUGCGGCACUUGCAAGCGAGUGUUCCGGUCCUACCAAGCGCUGGGCGGGCACCGCGCUAGCCAUAAGAAGGGAGGCAAAGGAUCGACCACAAACCAUCAUCAGAUCUAUGGAGUUGAGUCAUCGGAGAACAAUGCCGGAAAGUCUCUCAGAUCCAGUUCAUCUUCCAAAAUCCCAUCUUUAGUUACUCUGAUCGACCUCAACCUCCCUGCUCCCAUGGAUGAUGAAGUUGAACACUCCACUGUCUCUGAUGCACAUCCAUGGUGACAGCCAUGAAUGGAAUGGAGUUUUUUCUUCUCUUUUUUUUCUUUUGUUUUUCACUGUUUGAAGUUGGGAGGAGAAAUUAAGCAACUUUUUUUGUGUGUUUAGUUCAA
Molecule: messenger RNA, 755 nt
Organism: Dioscorea cayenensis subsp. rotundata (Guinea yam)
Lineage: Eukaryota; Viridiplantae; Streptophyta; Magnoliopsida; Dioscoreales; Dioscoreaceae
Product: zinc finger protein ZAT1-like
Exons: 1
Coding region: 52-648 (198 amino acids)
Biological process (GO): regulation of DNA-templated transcription
Source: RefSeq, a predicted model, not a curated record